Molecule: messenger RNA, 1620 nt
Organism: Lycium ferocissimum
Lineage: Eukaryota; Viridiplantae; Streptophyta; Magnoliopsida; Solanales; Solanaceae
Product: pentatricopeptide repeat-containing protein At2g15690, mitochondrial-like
Exons: 2
Coding region: 67-1458 (463 amino acids)
Biological process (GO): RNA modification
Molecular function (GO): zinc ion binding; protein binding; RNA binding
Source: RefSeq, a predicted model, not a curated record
AUUUCACACACAUAAACGUGCUAAACUAGCGAGAGCGUUGUUAAGGGUCCUUUGCGAUAAUCUCGAAUGGCGUCUCUCUUGUCCCCUAAUAACACCCACUUGAAAUUACGUCUUCCACCUCAUUUCCAACCCCUCUGCGCCGCCCCACACAACCGCACCACCACCACCACUUCCCCUAACAACAACCGCUACUCUCCACAAUCAAGACCUCGCCGUAACAACAAGAAGCAAGAAUACACAAGAACCACUACUCCUACUCCUACUCCUACUCCUAUUCAAAAACAACCUCACCCACUUACGUUGAGCCCCAUCUCAACAGCUGAUGAUGUUAACUUAAUGACUCUCUGCAAUGAAGGUAAUAUUGACCAAGUAAUUGAGUACAUUUCACAAGGCGUUGGAGCUGACUUUCGUGUUUUUGAGACAUUGUUGAGUUAUCGUACAAAACUUGAGUCUUUGGAAGUUGGGGAGAAGGUGCAUGAGCUCUUAUUGCGUUCGCCGUGGAGUAAGAAUGUUGAAUUGAAUGGUAAGUUGGUGGAAAUGUAUGUUAAGAACGGAAGCAUGAGGAAUGCGAGGAAGGUGUUUGAUAAAAUGCGUGAAAGAAAGUUGGAGUUAUGGCAUUUGAUGAUUAAUGGGUAUGCAGAAACUGGAGAUGGGGAUAAUGGGUUGCUUUUGUUCGAGCAACUGAGAAAACUUAGGGUGUUGGUGCCUAAUGGGGACACUUUUUUGGUGGUUCUUUCGGCUUGUGCUAGUAAGGGAGCUGUGAAAGAAGGUUUUAUGUAUUUUGAGGUAAUGAAGAAUGAGUAUGGGAUUGUUCCUGGAAUUGAGCAUUAUUUACGGAUUAUUGAUGUCUGGGGGAAAUCUGGUUAUUUGAAUGAAGCGUUAGAGUUUGUUGAAGACAUGCCUAUUGAGCCUACAAAAGAAGUAUGGGAGACUGUAAUAGAGUUUGCACGAAUUCAUGGGGAUAUCGAACUUGAAGAUCGAGUGGACGAGCUGCUCGUCAGGUUAGAUUCUUCCAGAAAUGUGGCUGAUAAGCUCCCUGCACCGUUUCAGAAGAGGCAUUCUGAGUUUAAUAUGCUUGAGGGUAAAGAUAGAGCUAAUGAGUUUAAGAGCACAAUGCCACAAAGGGCAGAUGCAUAUGAGAAAUUGAAAGGCUUAAGCGGGCAAAUGAGGGAUGCUGGUUAUGUACCAGACACGAGGUAUGUGCUUCAUGAUAUUGAUGAGGCCGCUAAGGAGCAAGCGCUGAUGUAUCAUAGUGAGAGAUUGGCUAUUGCAUAUGGUUUAAUUAGUACACCGGCAAGAACAACUCUUAGGAUCAUCAAGAACCUAAGGAUAUGUGGUGACUGUCACAAUGCCAUUAAGAUCAUGUCAAAGAUUGUUGGGAGAGAGUUGAUUGUCAGAGAUAACAAGCGGUUUCAUCAUUUCAGAGAUGGUAAAUGCUCCUGCAAUGAUUACUGGUGAAGUCAUUAGUCUAUAUUGAGGCUAUUACUGUUAUUGUAGAAUUUGUAAAUCUACUAGGUGCAAGACGAUCUCGCGAAUCAUCUUUACAGGAUGAUAUCAGAUUGUAUAUUAGCUAUAUGAUUAUUUUGCAAGAGAACAAAUACAAUCUUCCCAAAUUUGCCA